AUGUCCUUUGGCGAAUAUCCCCCAGAAUACGAUCCGAAACAACACGGCGCUUAUGAUCCAGCUCGAUAUUAUGGGGAACAAGACACCCCAUUUGGGGAAGUGAAAAUUGGAGAACUUGGAUCGUGGCUAGCCCGAAGAGAUAAGACCCCACGUGCAAUUUUGGGUGCUGUUAGUAGAGCAUAUUGGAGAUGGCAACACAAGUACGUUCAACCUAGAAAAGGUGGAAUAGCACCAUUCUUGCAUGUAGUAUUAAUUACAAUUCUUGUAUCCACAAUCUCCUUGGGACUAACCGGAGACAUAGGGGGUGGACAUUAUGGAGGUGGAGACCUAGGAGGAGGAUACGAUGGAGGCCAUGGAGGUGGAUAUGGUGGAGGAUAUGAUGGAAGCGGCGGUUUUGGAGGUGGUGCAGGUUUUGGAGGUGGAGCAGGUGGAGGCGCUAGCGUUCAAACUAUCACCCAACAAGUACCAGUACCAGUUCCACAACCGUACCCAGUGACCGUAACUAGACCAGUACCUGUACAAGUACCACAACCCUACCCAGUAGUCGUGAACAGACCAGUACAAGUGUUAGUACCACAACCUUAUACAGUAGAGAUACCAAGACCAGUACCCGUUACUGUUACCAGACGCGUGGUUAUGGAGGCGGCAGCUACGGAGGCAGUUAUGGGGGCGGCCAUGGAGGCGGAUAUUCGAGUAGUAAUUUCGGAAAAGGCGGCGGCUACAGUUAUACCAACGUACAACUUGGUGGGCACCAAUAUGGUAGCAGCUCCAAGCACUGAUGGUAUUUCAACUGUAGAUUCAUUUUAA
This is a messenger RNA of Psylliodes chrysocephalus, 807 nucleotides long. The record is from the annotation of a GenBank genome assembly. NCBI's taxonomy places the organism in Eukaryota, Metazoa, Arthropoda, Insecta, Coleoptera, Chrysomelidae.